ACUGCGCUUUUAUCGGUGGGCGGACUUUUAUUUUUGAACAGAGCAAACCAGGAAGUGGUGUGAUAACGUCACGUGAUUGGCAUGUGUCGAGAGCCGGGGGUACAGUUUUAACAGUCAACUUCAGACACGAUUAAAUCAACAACGCAAAUCGAUCCUAAAACAGCAAACAUCGGUAGAAGGAAUUAGUAAGAGCAAUUUCCCCCCUCUCACAAAGACGCUCCUCUCCUUGUGGUGCUAAACGUUUCCGCGUUCAAUAGCUAGCUGUCUCUGUAGCGAGUGGAACACAUGGAUCACUUUGUUUUGUAACUUCGGUAGUUAGCUAAUUAUUAUCAUGCUCCUGUCAUCGUUUAUACAUUUCAGCACACCAUCCAGAUGCCUCCCAAUAAAAACGUGUACGCGGUGUUGCCAGUACAGUACCGGAAGGAGCGUCCGUAAAGUCGAUACCCCAGUGUUGUUGAAGAACACAUUGACUUUCAACCGCAGUGGUGGACACGGCGGAAAGCAACAAUACAUUGGGUUGAAUAGCUCGCAGAAGAGAUGCUUUUCAUCUGAAUGUGACGAGGUUGGUCAUCAGCAUGAACAUGGGGAUGUGAGAGUGAGGUUCGCUCCGAGUCCAACAG
This is a messenger RNA of Oncorhynchus tshawytscha (Chinook salmon), 620 nucleotides long. Its product is annotated as probable glutamate--tRNA ligase, mitochondrial. Gene Ontology annotation, molecular function: glutamate-tRNA ligase activity; ATP binding. Lineage: Eukaryota; Metazoa; Chordata; Actinopteri; Salmoniformes; Salmonidae. The record is from RefSeq and is a predicted model, not a curated record. Gene Ontology annotation, biological process: glutamyl-tRNA aminoacylation.